Messenger RNA from Clonostachys solani, 585 nucleotides. The record is from the annotation of a GenBank genome assembly. NCBI's taxonomy places the organism in Eukaryota, Fungi, Ascomycota, Sordariomycetes, Hypocreales, Bionectriaceae.
AUGGCAGGAACCGGGAAGUUUGGUAUUGCCAAGUCCAUAAUACAGGAUCUAUCGUUCUCUGAUUCUCAGCAUCAGCAUAGCCGCAAGCCUCACAACACGGCACUUGUUCUGAGCUACUUCUUCCAGCCAGGACACACUUCUAGUAAUCUGGCCCAAGGACUUUUGUCACAGCUCGUUCAAGCCCAACCAAGCUUGUUCACCUUCUGCAAAGAUUUGGGGGGUCUCUUUAAUAGUAGGAAUGAAGCACGUCUCUGGAAGAUUCUCAGCUCCUCCUUGACGUAUUUAGCUCAUGAUGAUGUUUACUUUGUCAUUAAUGCUCUGCACGAGUAUUCUGGCGACGUUCCCGAGCUCUUUGGCAGGAUAGAGGCGUUGAUCUCGAUCAACGAUCGUAACAAUUGCAAAGUUCUCUUAAGUAGCCGGCCCUCAGCUCUAGAGAACCGGAUCGAAAGCAAUUGUGAAAUAGUUUACCUCGAUUCCCCCGAUGAGCGGCGUGCCGUAAAUUCGGACAUUGGGGAUCAUGUCCCAGUCGUCCCGGUGGACUUGACGACGUCGCAGACUCUGAUGAUACCAAUGGAGAAAUCAUAA